This is a messenger RNA of Neurospora tetraspora, 2325 nucleotides long. RefSeq lists its product as uncharacterized. Lineage: Eukaryota; Fungi; Ascomycota; Sordariomycetes; Sordariales; Sordariaceae. Gene Ontology annotation, molecular function: protein binding. The record is from RefSeq and is a predicted model, not a curated record. The transcript has 2 exons. Bases 44 to 2164 code for a protein of 706 amino acids.
UCGAUAUGAAUGCUUUUUUCCGUAACAUCAACCACUCUCAAUCAUGAGGGGAGUCAAACGUCUUCGAUCCGACGCCGGCUUCUCUGAUGUUUUCUCAGCCAUACCCGAAGCCAUGCAGAAUUCGCUCGCUCAACAGUUCGAGGCUCUCGGGCCAGACGUCGGGUUGCGGCUGGCCAACCUGCGCACUCUCCUCUCGUCUCUCACGCCACAGGAAACGCGCUUCAUGAGACUACAUCUCCAAAGUUUGCCCGCGCCAGCAGACAUUAUCUCUCGUUUUCCGGCUGAUAUUCUCGUUGAGAUCUCCCCAUACCUGUCCGCCUUGGAUAUAGUCAGCAUACUAAACGUGUCCAAGACGUGGAGAAAGGCGUGGUCUCAACGCGAUGUUGUGAGGGCUCUGGCCAAGCACCACAUGCCCAGUUUUCUCCAGUUCUACGCUCACCGAAACAGAUUACAAUCCCCCCAAGAUUGUACAGACCAAGACUUGUUCAAUUCCUUCCACCAAGCUGCUCGCAAGUUCACUAUCAGACAGCAGGGCUUGUUCCAGUCCACCAUUUCCAACCCUGCCCCGUGGCUUCACUUUGUCACUCGCGACAGGUUCUUCACCUUGGAGCCUACCGAUAACAUAAGAGACUGGGACGAUGUUUUCCCAGACGGUGAUUUUGACGAUCAAUUCCCCGAUGAUACUCCCAUUGAAACAAAUGUACCCAAGCCAUGGGGGCGUUGGGAGUAUUGUAAUGGAAAAGUGGCCUGGCAGCCCGAGGCCACUGAUAUGAACCUCGCGUCUCUCACAUUUGUAGACGACUUGCGGAGCCAACAACGCAGAGUUUACCAAAUUCCCAAUUCUGUGGUUCUCCAUGGUUCUCACACCUGGUUACAGGCUUUGGGCAAUGAGCUGGUCGUGGUAUCGGCACACAAGACCUGCCACGCAUGGGACCUCGAGACGGGUGAACAUGAUUCUGUGACGCUUCCAUCUGCCGAUAUCUAUCAAGUUAGAGUCGAGGGGAAGCGUGCAUAUAUCUUGACCCACAACUCCAAGGUGUAUGUUUGGACGUUUAGACGUGGUCUUCGGGAAGUUGACACAAGCGCGGCCGGUGAAGACGGCAUUGACCACGUCGUCGAAGCUGAACAAAACGAACCUCUCCAGGAGGGCGAGGAAAGGGAAGGCCUAUUUGAUAUCCUUCCUCACCCACUUCUCGAUGAUACGUUCUAUCUUCUAUCUUUCAAAGAAGAAUCCGACAAAAUGCUGGUGGUCCACGAAUUCAACCACAAUGGGACCUUACGGUUACAUACCACAACUCUUCCUGAGGUCUAUUCUCUUACUCGGAAGUCGGGUACAGGUGAUUUCGACUUCAAAAUCAGUUCUAGACGUACAGGACGCAACGAUGAAGUUCCCGUAGGAGACUACUUCCGCAUGUGUACGCACAAGGUCGAUCCGUAUGGCAACUACGCCAUUUGCCAAAUCUUCAUCCCAGGGCGGCUUCUCAAGCCUGAGGGGUUUCGAGGGCCCUACGAUGAUAGUGACAUCGACUACAACUAUCCGUACUACCUCGAUGAAUUUGAUGACCAUUACCUUGGGUAUACGGUCUUCUUUAACGCUUUGACAGCCUCGGUCUCGACCUCCCCAUUCAUAUCUAACUUAUAUCCUGGUCACUUCUCACCCUCACCCACACGUUGGGGCGGCCAGCAAAUCGAACUUAUCCGCGCCCCCACCAUAAGAAAGGACUUGCGUUUCCGCAUGCUGUUGGUAUCGGAGUUAAACGGCCAAAAGCGUCCGGAGUCGAUGGAUGAUCUUCCUGUUUAUUGUCCGUCGUCACUUAACUCGCUCAGGGAGUUUCUCCCCGUCAAUCACCGGUUUACAGAGCGCCUCGCCAAUACACCCGCAAAGCCGGGAAAGAUGAUGCACGGUUACAAAUGUUCCAACAUUGUCUCACGAUAUCUGACCGAAAGGCGCGAAGUCAUUCCCUCUAUUCAACCACAAUACGGUCUUGAUAUCACUUUCGAAUACGAUCAAUUGACAGAUCAGGGCGCUGAUGGAGAUUUUGAUCAAGAUAACACCUCAUUUGAGCUAAUGGCGGACGAAGACUUCCUUCUCUGUGUCGGUCCAAUGGGUUACGUCGCAUGGAGCUUUUACCACGAUAUGAAAGACCUACAAGUAAGGCCUUGAAUGAUUCCCAACCGCAGCUUGCAAGAGCUUGAUCCGCUUGUCAGUCUAGCUCUUGUGAUACACUACCCUGGCAAUAUCUUUUAGACCAAAUUCCGGGGCCUACUGUGGUUGGGACAGAUCAACUGGGGUCCUAAACUCGCAAAAUCGCGAGAACUGAGACA